AGCUGGUUUCAGGGUUGAGUUAGGUGGUGAACGCGUCACAAAAGUGACGGUGGGUCGAUUGCACUUCAGUGAGACCACGAGCAAUAAUAUGCGGAAAAAAGGCAAACCAAAUCCUGACCAGAGGUACUUUCAUUUGGUCGUUGGUUUGCAUGCCCAUACCGCAGACCAGUCCAGCUACCAAGUGGUCGCUCAUGCAUCUGAACGAAUCAUCGUAAGGGCUAGCAACCCUGGACAAUUCGAAUCCGAAGGAAGUGGCGUUGGUGCCGAAGGAGGAUGGCAAAGAGGAGCAGCUCCUGAUAGCGUCUAUCAUGCAGGACGAGUCGGGAUAAACACAGACAGACCAGACGAGGCGUUCGUGGUUCAUGGGAAUGUCAAAGUUACGGGACACAUUGUACAGCCUAGUGAUGCCAGAGCUAAACAAAAUGUGCAAGAAAUCGACACUCGUGAGCAACUGCGAAACGUACAACAAUUACGAGUAGUGCGAUACCGUUAUGCUCCUGAGUUUGCACUUCAUUCUGGAUUGGGAAUCAAACCCCAGGAAGAUACAGGAGUGAUCGCUCAAGAAGUUCAACAAAUCUUGCCAGAGGCUGUCCUGCCGGCCGGAGACAUCGUCCUUCCUAAUGGUCAAAGAAUAGAGAACUUUCUGGUGGUCAAUAAAGAGAGGAUAUUUAUGGAAAAUGUAGGCGCGGUUAAAGAACUGUGCAAGGUGACUGAUAGUUUAGAAACUCGAAUAGAUCAGCUUGAGAGGAUUAACAAAAGAUUGGCCAAGCUGAAAAGAGGCGACAGUCUCAAAAGUUCUAUAAGUACUGUUUCCAGUAUUUCAAACAGUAAAUACGCAUCCAAUGCAAAGUCUGGCAUAUCUGAAAGAUCGAAGAGACCAGACAGAGACGAAGAAUUACUGUGCAGUAAUAAGUUUAUUCAAAUCAUCAUCGUCGUUCUCAUCCUCAUAAUGGCCUUCUGCUUAGUGGCAAUGGCGACGCUGUAUUUCCUAGAAUACCAAAAGCGGAGUAACUUGGAAUGGUCAGCUGUAGCGGGUGGCGGAAUGUUGGCCAUAGGAUCUGCUCACGUCCCAAUUGCACCAACUACUCCCGAUUAUGAUCCUCGGUUUAAUCCGCUGCUCCAUAGUACAUUACCACCGCGUUAUACACGUCUCGGGACAUAUUCCAGUGAAUCGGAUGGAUACCCUGCUAAGAAAAAUGACAUUCUCUCCACGCAAUCGCCGAAUACGAAACAACAAUUGUAUUCUCAUGAGAUAACGUGGUAUCCUGUCCAGCACUCGGGUCCUCAGUCGAAACUUGACAAAAAUAGUGAGUUCCCGAACAAUUGGUUGAGCAGAAACAGCGCGGGGGUUGUACCGAGUAACGUAGAUGAAAACGAUCAAGGAUCUGAUGUAGACGCUCUACCUCCUAAUAAAGGUCCAAUUCCUUUGGGGAGGCCAGAUGAUUGCCCAACACAUUUCACAGAGCUGGAAAGUCCUUGUCAAAUAUACUGUUGUACAACUGAUAUACAUCAAUUGGAAGAUCAUCCUGAUCACCCUCCGGAGAAGAAGUCUUUGUUAGAUCAUCUGGAACAACCAUUAAAUGUCCACGAUGAAAAACGUAAAUUAAGCAAGGGCUUCCAAAACGGAAUUAGUCCAUCUGAUCCCAGUAUACAGACUCUAGUAAAAGAGACAAAUUACAAAUACUUACAUAAAAGAACAAGAAGAGAAGCUAGUGGCAGUGCCGAUUGGGGUGAAGUCGCCAGCAAUGCUGCAGGCUCGCUGUCUCCAGAACCAAGACCACAAUUAUACAUUGGAACAAGAAAUUUCAAUGCAUCAUUAGACCAAAGAUAUUGUUCGCUGACAUCACCAAAUAUCCCGAACAACUUUACAUGUAUUAUACCUUUGUCGAAACACAUGCCUGAUACGCAACUUACAUUACAUUUCACUGGGUUGCCGUGGUACUGGCAGACUGUACAGCAAUGUCCUAUGCCUCCCAAUGCAGCUGCCGAUGAAUCUAUGUUGUGUGGAUGGGCUUACACUACGCAGCAACAAAUUCAUCGUAUGCAAAAUACUAAUACACCCGGCGCCCAAUCCUUUUCACUAGAUGUUGCUCAUUACUUGAGAAGAACGUUAAGGUUUCGGGUGCCCGUCGUGCAGCCGCAAGAGAAUAUCUGCAAAAACAGACACGGCGACGAUUACUUGGAAUUUACUCUGCAUUUUUACCGAGAUUGCGACGAAUAAGAAUACACUUGACAAUUUGUACGUACCUAUUGCGCCUUGUAAGAAAUCGACACGUAUCCAACAGAAAUAUUUAAGUGUAUGCAAAUCAUAACCGUUUUUCUGUAUCGAAUAACGAAUCCAAUGUGCCUUCGAAAGGUGUUAACAUUUCUUUCUGUCAACGACGAACCACUACUUGACAUAUAUUAUAUAACUUGGAUCUGAAUUCUAAAUAAAUCGGAUAUUUUGUA
Orussus abietinus is the source of this 2448-nucleotide messenger RNA. RefSeq names its product myelin regulatory factor. Gene Ontology annotation, cellular component: nucleus; endoplasmic reticulum membrane. The annotation marks the transcript as partial. NCBI's taxonomy places the organism in Eukaryota, Metazoa, Arthropoda, Insecta, Hymenoptera, Orussidae. Gene Ontology annotation, molecular function: DNA-binding transcription factor activity; sequence-specific DNA binding. The transcript is spliced from 11 exons. Gene Ontology annotation, biological process: protein autoprocessing; positive regulation of DNA-templated transcription. The record is from RefSeq and is a predicted model, not a curated record.